CCUGCUGUGCCAGCGCCCGCCGCAGCCUGAAGACCAACCUCUGCAAGUGGUGCGACUCCACGCCACCGGCCUGUGAGGAGAAGGUGUGCUACAGCAACUGCAACCUCAACUCCUACUGCGAGGACCCCUACGAGAUCUGUGUGGCCAUAUGGAGACAGGACAACGAGAGCAUCAGGAUCAGCACGCUCUGCCACAACCCCCACCGGCCCAUCGAGAACCUCAUGGUCCCCAACUACAACACCUCGCGCUGCAUCAUGACCCACCAGCCCAGCGAGGAUGGGAUAAUCUACAUCUGCGGCUGCGUGGAUGAGCAGGAGUGCAAUGAUAAACUUAUCUUUGAAAACCACACCAAUGUCGGCCUCCUGCCCCCGCUGCUGGUGGCGGUGAUGAUCACAGGGAUAUUCUACCUCUGCCGCACACAGAAGCGACGCAAGAGAACCAAGGCCUGGGGUGGGAAGACGGGGCGGCCCGCGGCGCUGUCGGAGCCGGGGAGGUCGGCCGAGCGGGAGGAGAAGCUGUCGGUGCUGCUGGAUGAGAACCCAACUGGUGCCAACCCCGCCUGCGCCAGCAGCCACCCUGCCGAGCUGCUCCCCAUCGAGCUGGACGAGAUGGAGGGGCAGUUCGCGGAGGUGUGGAGGGCCAAGCUGAGCCACAGCCGCUCGGGGCAGUAUGAGACGGUGGCUGUGAAGAUCUUCCCCUGCGAGGAGUACUCCUCCUGGAAGAACGAGAGCCAGAUCUUCACCGACCUGAUCACCGCCUACCACAGCCGGGGAAACCUCAAGGACUAUCUCUCCCAUCACGUCCUGAGCUGGAUGGACCUGCAGAAGAUGGCAGGCUCUCUGGUGAGCGGGGUUGCCCACCUCCACAGCGACUAUACCGCCUGCGGCAGGCCAAAAAUCCCCAUCGCCCACCGCGACAUCAAAAGCACCAACGUGCUGGUGAAGAACGAGCAGGAGUGCGUGCUCUGCGACUUCGGCAUCGCCAUACGCCUCGACCCUUCCCUGACGGUGGACGACUUCGCCAACAGCGGGCAGGUGGGCACCGCCAGGUACAUGGCCCCAGAGGUCCUGGAGUCCAGGGUGAACCUGGAAGACCUGGAGUCCUUCAAGCAGAUGGACGUUUACUCCAUGGCCCUCGUUUUGUGGGAAAUGGCUUCCAGAUGUGAAGUGGUAGGAGAGGUAAAGAAUUAUGAGCUUCCUUUUGGGUCGAAAGUCCAGGAGCAGCCCUGUGUGGACACCAUGCGGGACAUCGUGCUGCACGGCAGAGGACGCCCCGAGAUCCCGAGCAGCUGGCUGGUGCAUCAGGGAAUGCAUUUUCUGUGUGACACCAUCACUGAGUGCUGGGACCACGACCCCGAGGCUCGCCUCACCGCCCACUGCGUGGCCGAGCGCUUCAACCUGAUGGCACAGAUGGAUUGCGAUGACAUCCUCAACAACAACACGGACAACGAGAGCAGCAAAACAGCUUCUCCAGGCGGGGAGCACCAGGACAGUGAUGGGAGCACAAAUAUGCAGUGACACAGCCGGCAAAAAGCCUUAUCGUGGGAAAUGAGAACAUAUGUGAGAAGUGUUUAGCUCAUUAGGAAACACCCUCACUUCAUUUUUCAAAAAUGGAACUAAGAUCUAGUACAUAACUUAUUUAUAAGAUCUGUUUCCUCCCACAGAUACAGUCAACUGUGGAAUCAAUACUUUGGUUAAAGUGCAACAUUAUAUAUGAACUGAUUUUGUACUUUACUUUAAAUGCAUAAUGAUGCAAAGCAUUACUUUUAUUAUUUUUUAAAAUAAUAACGUUUAAUCUUUUAUUAAUAAGCA
Molecule: messenger RNA, 1811 nt
Organism: Pterocles gutturalis (yellow-throated sandgrouse)
Lineage: Eukaryota; Metazoa; Chordata; Aves; Pterocliformes; Pteroclidae
Product: TGF-beta receptor type-2-like
Exons: 7
Biological process (GO): cellular response to growth factor stimulus; transforming growth factor beta receptor signaling pathway; heart development
Cellular component (GO): plasma membrane; signaling receptor complex
Molecular function (GO): ATP binding; type I transforming growth factor beta receptor binding; activin receptor activity
Source: RefSeq, a predicted model, not a curated record